Molecule: messenger RNA, 7793 nt
Organism: Vombatus ursinus (common wombat)
Lineage: Eukaryota; Metazoa; Chordata; Mammalia; Diprotodontia; Vombatidae
Gene: AFDN
Product: afadin, adherens junction formation factor
Exons: 32
Coding region: 65-5674 (1869 amino acids)
Biological process (GO): signal transduction; regulation of protein localization
Cellular component (GO): adherens junction
Molecular function (GO): cell adhesion molecule binding
Source: RefSeq, a predicted model, not a curated record
CGGCGGCGGCGGCGUUGCUGUUGGCCGGAGCGGCUCGGGUCUACGGAGAGCCAGGAGAGGGAGGAUGUCGUCGGCCGGCAGCCGGGAGGAGGAGCGGCGGAAACUGGCCGAUAUCAUCAACCACUGGAACGCGAACCGGCUGGACCUGUUCGAGAUCAGCCAGCCCACCGAGGAUCUGGAAUUCCAUGGAGUAAUGAGAUUUUACUUUCAAGAUAAGGCUGCUGGAAACUUUGCAACAAAGUGCAUCCGGGUCUCCAGUACUGCUACAACUCAAGAUGUCAUAGAAACUCUUGCAGAGAAAUUUCGACCUGACAUGAGAAUGCUGUCAUCUCCUAAAUAUUCACUCUAUGAAGUACAUGUCAGUGGAGAAAGAAGAUUGGAUAUAGACGAGAAGCCUCUAGUUGUACAGCUAAAUUGGAACAAAGAUGAUCGAGAGGGCAGAUUUGUGCUCAAGAAUGAAAAUGAUGCCAUUCCUCCUAAGAAGGCUCAGAGUAAUGGGCCUGAGAAACAAGAAAAAGAAGGUGUGAUCCAGAACUUUAAAAGAACUCUUUCAAAGAAAGAAAAAAAAGAAAAAAAGAAGCGAGAAAAAGAGGCAUUGCGUCAGGUGUCUGAUAAAGAUGAUAGGUCUUUGUAUGGAGAUGACAUUGAGAAUUCUCGCCUGGCAGCUGAGGUGUAUAAAGAUAUGCCUGAAACCAGUUUUACACGCACAAUAUCAAAUCCUGAAGUAGUCAUGAAACGACGGAGACAGCAGAAACUAGAAAAGAGAAUGCAAGAGUUCCGAAGCUCAGAUGGCAGACCUGAUUCAGGUGGAACACUGAGGAUUUAUGCAGAUAGUUUAAAACCAAACAUCCCAUACAAGACAAUCCUGCUGUCAACCACGGAUACUGCAGAUUUCGCUGUGGUUGAAGCUUUAGAGAAAUACGGUCUGGAAAAAGAAAAUCCCAAGGAUUACUGCGUUGCCCGUGUUAUGCUUCCCCCUGGAGGCCAACAUUCAGAUGAAAAAGGUGCUAAAGAAGUUAUCUUGGAUGAUGAUGAAUGCCCCCUGCAGAUCUUCAGGGAAUGGCCAAGUGACAAAGGAAUAUUAGUUUUUCAGUUGAAGAGGAGGCCACCUGAUUAUGUCCCAAAAAAAUUGAAGAAGCAAAUGGAUGGAAAACCAGCAAAGGGGAAGGAAAGAGCUGAUGGGUCUGGCUAUGGCUCUUCACUUCCCCCUGAAAAAUUGCCCUAUUUGGUAGAAUUAAGCCCAGGCAGAAGGAAUCACUUUGCCUACUACAGCUAUCACACUUACGAAGAUGGUUCUGACUCCAGAGAUAAGCCAAAGCUCUACCGUCUGCAAUUAAGUGUCACCGAAGUUGGAACAGAAAAAUUUGAUGACAACUCUAUUCAGUUGUUUGGUCCAGGAAUUCAGCCUCACCAUUGUGACCUAACAAAUAUGGAUGGAGUUGUUACAGUUACCCCUAGAAGUAUUGAUGCAGAGACCUAUGUGGAAGGGCAACGUAUUUCAGAGACAACUAUGUUACAGAGUGGCAUGAAGGUUCAGUUUGGGACAUCUCAUGUAUUUAAAUUUGUAGACCCCAGUCAAGAUCAUAUUAUUACCAAAAGAUCUAUGGAUGGAGGACUAAUGGUUAAAGGUCCAAGGCACAAACCUGGAAUUGUCCAAGAGACAACCUUUGAUCUGGAAGGAGAUAUUCAUAGUGGAACAGCCAUACCCACAAGCAAGAGUACCACCAGACUGGACAGCGACAGGAUAUCAUCAGCAUCAAGCACAGCAGAACGAGGGAUGGUGAAGCCAAUGAUCAGAGUAGAACAGCAACAAGACUAUAGAAGACAGGACAGCAGAAGUCAGGAUGCCCCUGGUCCUGAAUUGAUACUGCCUGCAAGCAUAGAAUUCAGGGAAUGCUCUGAAGAUUCAUUUUUAUCAGCUAUUAUAAAUUAUACAAAUAGCUCUACAGUGCAUUUUAAGCUGUCACCUACAUAUGUGUUAUAUAUGGCAUGUCGGUAUGUGCUGUCAAGCCAGUACAGACCGGAAAUCAGCCCUACAGAGCGUACUCAUAAAGUCAUUGCAAUAGUUAACAAGAUGGUGAGCAUGAUGGAAGGAGUUAUUCAGGUGAGUGUCAAUCUGCUAUAUUUGGUUCAUUGUCUUCAGUCAGAACUUAAUAACUACAUGCCAGCCUUUCUGGAUGAUCCUGAAGAAAACAGUCUACAAAGACCUAAAAUAGACGAUGUCUUGCACACACUCACUGGAGCUAUGUCAUUAUUACGAAGAUGUAGGGUAAAUGCUGCCCUGACGAUUCAACUCUUCUCUCAGCUCUUUCAUUUUAUUAACAUGUGGCUGUUUAACAGACUCGUUACUGACCCAGACUCAGGGUUAUGUUCUCAUUACUGGGGAGCCAUUAUCCGUCAGCAGUUGGGGCAUAUUGAGGCCUGGGCAGAGAAACAGGGCCUUGAGCUCGCUGCUGACUGCCAUCUUAGCAGAAUUGUACAGGCAACCACACUACUUACUAUGGAUAAAUAUUCACCUGAGGAUAUUCCAAAUAUUAAUAGUACCUGCUUUAAGCUAAAUUCACUGCAACUUCAAGCCUUAUUACAAAAUUACCACUGUGCACCAGAUGAACCUUUUAUCCCAUCAGAUCUCAUAGAAAAUGUAGUAGCUGUUGCUGAAAAUACAGCUGAUGAAUUAGCACGUAGUGAUGGGAGAGAGGUACAAUUAGAAGAAGAUCCUGAUCUUCAACUACCCUUUCUUCUGCCAGAAGAUGGCUAUUCUUGUGAUGUUGUGCGAAAUGUUCCAAAUGGGUUACAGGAAUUUUUGGAUCCACUGUGUCAGAGAGGGUUCUGUAGGUUAUUGCCUCAUCCACGUUCACCAGGUACUUGGACAAUAUAUUUUGAAGGAGCAGAUUAUGAAAGUCACUUUAUGAGAGAGAACACUGAACUGACGCAGCCUCUGAGAAAAGAACCAGAAAUAAUCACUGUGACACUUAAGAAGCAAAAUGGCAUGGGUCUUAGCAUUGUUGCUGCAAAGGGCGCAGGUCAAGAUAAACUUGGAAUUUAUGUGAAGUCUGUUGUAAAAGGAGGUGCUGCAGAUGUGGAUGGACGUCUGGCUGCAGGUGAUCAACUGCUCAGUGUGGAUGGGCGGAGUUUAGUAGGACUGUCCCAAGAAAGGGCAGCAGAGCUCAUGACAAGGACAGGUUCUGUGGUGACAUUAGAAGUUGCAAAACAAGGAGCAAUUUACCACGGUUUGGCUACUCUCCUCAACCAGCCUUCUCCCAUGAUGCAAAGAGUUUCAGAUCGACGAGGCUCAGGUAAACCCCGACCAAAGAGUGAAGGUUUUGAACUGUAUAAUAAUUCAGCACAAAAUGGGUCACCUGAGAGUCCUCAGCUACCUUGGACAGAGUAUAGUGAACCAAAGAAGCUCCCAGGAGAUGACAGGCUGAUGAAGAACAGAGCUGAUCACCGGUCUAGCCCGAAUGUGGCAAAUCAGCCUCCUAGUCCUGGAGGGAAAAAUACAUAUGCCACUGGAACAUCAGCUAAGAUAACAUCUGUUUCUACUGGAAAUCUCUGCACAGAGGAGCAGACACCACCCCCAAGACCUGAAGCUUACCCUAUCCCAACUCAGACAUAUACCAGAGAGUACUUUACAUUCCCAGCUUCUAAAUCACAAGAUCGUAUGGUUCCUGUUCAGAAUCAGUGGACCAAUUAUGAUGAAAAACAACAGAUCCAGACAGAUAAUAAUCAUUCCGGUGUCAUAAUUCAGCGUGUUACUCGUUCCCAAGAAGAAUUGAGAGAUGAUCAAGUUUACCAACCAGAGUGUCAUCGCAAAGAUUCAGACUAUUUAGAUCGAAAGUCUGACAGUGACAUAUGGAUAAAUCAGAGCUCUUCUGUGGAAUCUAGUACGUCCAGCCAAGAAUUCCUGAACCACUCUUCUAAGUCUGUUACUCCAGCUUCUACUUUAACCAAAAGUGGCCCUGGCCGUUGGAAAACCCCAACAGCUCUUCAGCCAACCCCAGUGGCUAUUUCUCAACCUAUUCGAACAGACCUUCCUCCUCCGCCUCCCCCUCCUCCCGUGCACUAUGCAGCUGACUUUGAUGGGGUUCCCAUGGAUUUACCUCUGCCUCCCCCUCCUCCUCUUCACCAGAUAGGACCUCAGUCUGCACCAGCAGCAGCUGCAGAACGUAAAAAGAGAGAGGAACACCAGCGGUGGUAUGAAAAGGAAAAAGCGCGGUUAGAAGAAGAGAGAGAGAGGAAGCGACGAGAACAGGAAAGAAAGCUGGGGCAAAUGCGCACUCAGCCCUUGAACCCCACCCAACUUACUCCUGUACCUGUCCAGCAGAUAAAGCCAGAAAAGCCAUCUACGUUACAGAGACCCCAAGAAACUGUCAUCCGGGAGCUGCAGCCCCAGCAGCAGCCACGGACAAUUGAGCGGAGAGAUUUGCAGUACAUCACAAUCAGCAAAGAAGAGCUUUCCUCCAGUGAUAGCUUGUCCCCUGACCCAUGGAAACGGGAUGCCAAGGAAAAGCUGGAGAAACAGCAGCAAAUGCACAUUGUAGACAUGCUAAGCAAAGAGAUUCAGGAUCUUCAAAACAAACCAGAUCGCACAGCAGAAGAAAAUGACCGUUUACGAAAACUUAUGUUAGAGUGGCAAUUCCAGAAGAGACUCCAAGAAUCAAAGCAGAAGGAUGAAGAUGAUGAGGAUGAGGAAGAUGAUGAUGUAGAUACCAUGUUAAUUAUGCAGCGCCUAGAGGCCGAAAGAAGAACCAGGGUAAAGGGGAAAAAUCCUUUGGGUUUACAGGAUGAAGAACGCAGACGGCAGCAACAGUUGGAAGAGAUACGUAAACGGGAAGCAGAAGACAGGGCCAGACAGGAAGAAGAUCGUCGGCGCCAAGAGGAGGAGCGAGCAAAGCGAGAUGCUGAAGAAAAGAGGCGACAGGAGGAAGGGUAUUACAACCGUUUGGAAGCUGAAAGGCGCCGACAGCAUGACGAGGCAGAGCGGAGGCUGCUGGAGCCUGACGAGCCUGGUCUGUACAGACCGCCACUUCCACGGGACUAUGAACUCCCACCCCUACCCCUUUCGUCUAAUGCUCCUCCUCCCCCACCUCAACGAAACACCUCUUACCUCAAAACACAGGUCCUCUCCCCUGACACGGUAUACACUGCCAAGUUUGUUGCGUACAGUGAGGAGGAGGAGGAGGAGGAGGAGGAGAACUCCAGUCUAGCAGGUCAGGAUAAGUACUCCUGCACGAGAAAAUCUUAUGGGGACUUCCCUCCUGCCGCCCUUAAGCCACAGCAGCCCUCCUGUCAGCCGCGCCCAGUGUCCGAUGGCAUCUAUCUUUCCAACUCAUUCCAGCCACCCUCGGUCAAUGCCAACAGUACUGCUUACAAAACAGCCCAGCCCCCUCCCCCACCAAAAAAACCAAGUUUCUACCAUCCCAGCAGCUCAACAGGACCGAACUCUUACACUGGAUCUACAGGAGCAGUUGUUGGCGUCCAUGAGAUUUAUAGAGAUCCAAGAGAGAAACGAUCUAAAAGCCAAGAUGCAGAUUUACCUGGAGUUUCUGGAGCCCCUGAAAAUUUGACAUUCAAGGAACGUCAGCGUCUCUUUUCUCAGGGCCAAGAUGUAUCCAAUAAAGUAAAGGCUUCUAGGAAAUUAACGGAACUGGAAAAUGAACUGAAUACAAAAUAAGAGGAAAGGGGUAGUAAGAGGAGAGGGGGGGGAGGCAGGCACCUUAUUGGAUUUAGCUGGAGGUUCUCCAAGUAUAUAGGAUUUACAGGAGUGGGAAGGAGAGGGGUCUUGUUUUUUGUAAAUUAAUUUUGUGAUUCCUCUGUUUCUUAAACUGUUAAUUGAGAAUUAGAGAUGUUGCAAUACAUGGAAGAUUGAUUAUUUACCAAGAACCCUGUGGUUUCUACUAUAAAAGCACUGUAAAAUUCUAUUUUAAUGAUAGGAAUCACAUGAAGGUAACUAUCUUUUUUUUUUUAAGAGGGAAUUUUUCUUCACCCUACCCUCUUCUGUAACUGAACAUGUAGCAUAUGUCAGAAGUUAUAUUUCUUGGUCUUUCACAACACUUUGUUUUAGCUGCUGAGCAGAGGAAAGAGAAGAUAGCUUGAACUGCCCAAAUUAUUCUGUGCACUAUCUGUUGAGGCUUAUACAUUGUUUUACAGGAGAAUUUGUCUCUAAUUUGAUUUUAUCUCAGAAGAGACAACAUACUAGUGUUUAAUGUAUAUCACAUGCUAUUUAUGAGCUGCUAACCAGCAUAUCCCCUUGGUUGUGUCUAAAGGACACUAACUAGGGCACUCUUAGUUCUUAAUAGUCAUUAUUCUCUGUAUAGUAAUUUAAAAUUAAGCAAUUUUGACUUAAAGUUAUUUUAAGCAAAAUGAAUGCACACCUGAGAAAUCAUUACACCUCAUGUCAAAGCAAAUGCCCCCUGAUGUAUACAAAGUAUUUUAUUUACAAGUGAAAUCCAGAAAUAAGAAAGUUGUGGCAAUAAUCACUUGGAAUAUUUUGUUUUUAGCUUUAUUUUUUUUAAAUGUUAGAAUAGUUUUGGAAUAAGAAGCAAGAGAUAGUAAGUUGCUGUCAUGGUGUUCUCAUAGCUUAGGACCAAAAUUUUUUCAAGUUUUUAAGUGAAUGCAGGAUAUAUAAUAAAUGACAAGCAUCAGUGUGCUUCCUCUGUGGCUAGGAAUAAAGUGAACGAGAAGAAGGGAAGUUUAAAGUGUAAAAUUUCAUAUACCAACUAUUGUUAGAAUAGUAAAAUUUAUGUAAAUGAAAUGGAUUUAUUUUGUGUUUCUAGAAAACCAUCACAUAUACCAAGAAGGAAGAAAUUUUAAGUAAAUUGUCUUCAUGUCUGGCACCUGUAGUGUCCUCUUACAUUAUUUUAUGUAUUGUAAAAACAAAAAUAAGACAGAUUUUGGCAGUUCAAGCUAUUUUUUCACACUAUGAUAGCCUUAUUUAAUUUUAAAUUGUAUUUCAUCACUGUCAUUUCUUCAGCUAUGGGAUAUAUGGCUGAUGUUGGGGAUAAGGAGUUUGUUUUUCAAUGUGUGAUGUUAAAAUGAUAUAUAUUGUUGUGAUUCCAAACAAAUUUUCUAUAUGACAAAACCCUGUUGUGGGUUUUAUAUGAUUUUUUCUGUACCAUAUUGUUCUCUUAUAAAUAUAUAUUGGGGAAAUGCACACUUCCAUAUUUAAAGGGUAGAGAUUUUCACUGCCUUAGAAGAUAAAUCACUUUUCUUAAUAAGAGUUGUAUGAUAAAUAAAAAUGAAUGAAAAAUUUGGGUGUAAAUAUUUUUUACAUCUUUCAGUUUCUUAUUUUAAAGUGUGCUUUUGCCAUUUCAACUGUUCAAUAUGAAGUAAGAAAAUAAACUGGUUCAGAGUGUUUAUGAAGGAUUUGCAUGCUUAUCCUGUCUGAAAAAUCAGGAAAAGCAAGCCCCUCCCAAAAUAUCUUGAGAACACUAGCAGCCUUACAGUGACUAAAAUUCAGCACUUUUCUUUAAGGAAAAAUUAAUGCUAUGGAUGAAUUAACAUUUUUCUUCCCAGUAUCUAAAAAAAGAUUAGUGGAAAUAACAACAAAACCACCAUGUAAAUGUCUAUUUAUACAUACUAUAAUAUAAUGAUAAGAUUAUAUGUAAGUAUGUAUUUAUCUGGAGACCAUAAAUGAUUUAAUCAAAAGUGGAUUUGGCCAUCAUUGGGCCAUCUAAUAAAAUGUGAAUAUAUAUGUAAAAGUGCUUUUCAUAAUUGUUUAUGUAUUAUCAUGGAAAAAAGCAUCAAAACUGCUGUAGUUUCCCAUUUCUACUGUAUUUCACUUGCAACCUAUU